Messenger RNA from Monomorium pharaonis (pharaoh ant), 3202 nucleotides. RefSeq names its product TNF receptor-associated factor 4 (gene Traf4). Lineage: Eukaryota; Metazoa; Arthropoda; Insecta; Hymenoptera; Formicidae. The transcript has 7 exons. Gene Ontology annotation, biological process: protein K63-linked ubiquitination; regulation of canonical NF-kappaB signal transduction; positive regulation of JNK cascade. Gene Ontology annotation, cellular component: plasma membrane signaling receptor complex. Bases 1829 to 3202 code for a protein of 457 amino acids. The record is from RefSeq and is a predicted model, not a curated record. Gene Ontology annotation, molecular function: protein binding; zinc ion binding.
GUGAAAGGAAGCGGUUUCUUUUCAACACGCAUGUUUCUCCCAAUUCUGUUUCUAUGUACUUAGCGAGUUCUCGGUGUCCCUUUUUUUCGAUGAUGUCGUUGUACAGUAAAAUAAUAUAUUAUUAAAUUAUUAAUUAUUAUAUAUACACACACAUAUAUAUAUAUAAGAGUCUAUUUUAAUUUUUCAUUUAUUAAAAGAAGCGAAAAAAGUUUUUUCUGAGCAAUUAUGAUACAAUUUUGGAAAAAAUAUUCAAAUCCAUAUUAAUUCUUCGAAUAAGUUAAUUUAAAUCGUCAAUAUAUUUAAUUUUUUCGAUGCUGAAUGUAAUUAUCUGAGAGGGAAUAAUUCUUUCCACUGAAAGAAUUCGAAGAGCGGCGCACGUUUUUCGGAGGAUUCUCCCGCGGCUAUCACGCACAGUUCUCCAUUCUGUUUCUAUGUAAAGUUCUCUAUACCUCUUUUUUUCGAUGAUGUCAUUGUAGAGUAAAACAAUAUAUUAAUAAAUUAUUAAUUGUGAUGUAUAUAUAUAUAUAUAUUUGUAUUAUAAUAUUUAUUAAAUAAUUAAAUUAAUUACUUAUUUAAUUUUAAUAUUAAUUAAUUCAUUAAUUGUAAUUCAUAUAUUUUUAUUUAUUUUAAUAUAAACACGAAAGAGAGAAAGAGAGGUUUCUUCUGUAACUAUGUUACAAUUUAGAGAAGAAUGUCGAAAUUCAUAUUAACUCUUCAAAUCAAUUAAUUCCAGUAAUCUCAACAUAAUUGAUUUUUUCUUUUUCAAUGAUAAACGUUAUUUUGUGAAAGGAAACGAUUCUUUCCGCCGAGGGAAUCCGAUAGAGCGGCGCGCGCUUUUCGAAAGAUUCACCCGCGGCUAUCACGCGGUGCGGCUCUCCACAGUUCUGUUUCUAGGCACACUUGGCGAGUUCUCACUCCCCUCUUCUUCUUUCUCCGCGGCGUGGUGUCGUCGUCGUUUCCCUUCUGGCGAAGGGGCUUUUGUAUCGCCUCUCUGUCUCUGGCACUUCCUGUGUUCCGCCACAACACGUUCACCUGUCUACCCUGCCACCUGCCUCCGUUGGUUACUUUAGGUACAUACGUACGUAUAUUACCUACAUGUAUGUACGCCGUCGUCGCGCCGCGCCGCCGAGCGUGAUAUCCCGGGGGACCUUAGUUUCGCCUAAGCGCGCGGUGGGGUCGCGAUCUCGCGUGCACGUAUUAUACGUACACGUCGCAUGGUGCACGUACGUACGUAUAACGUAUAACGCGAGGUAAUGCUACCGCACGCGAUUGUGCAGUCGACUUUACGCUGUCGCGCGAGCGAGCUCUCUUUCCUCGUCGUCGUCGUCGUCAUUCCGAUAAGCAGGGACGAGGGCCGGACGAUAGAUAGACGAACCAGGUUCGACGAACUCCGGCGCGACAUCGCUUCCCCCGGGCAGUCUCGCGGGGAUCAGUCAUCCUCGCGGCACUCGCCGGUAUUUCGUAAGUAAACGAAGCUCCUCCGAUCCGCGCCGAAUCAGAUUGAGCGAUCUCGGAGGUGAGCAUCGCGGACAGUUUGAUAUAAAUGCGAAGAGUAAGAGGCGAGGCUGAUGUAUGUGUAAGUUCAAGGGGAUGAAAAAUGAAUUUGGGAUAAACUUGUUUCUAAGUGCAAUCGAAAAGAGACUUUGGAAGCAAGAUAUACGACCCGGUGAUCACUGCGAGAACUUCGUGAUUACGCUUGACGAUUUGCAAUAUCCAACCAAUUGGCUGUUGUAUUGUUAGAGAGCUAUCAGUAUUCGUACAUCUCGUCUGCUUCUGGUUCUACAACGCGAAUGCAUCAGCCUAUAAUGUCAACCGGAUAUCCGAAACGAUGGUGCGCGGUCUGUCGCAGUGGACCAAGACCCUGAGCUUCCCGGCGAGGGUGUCACCACAGAGACCCGCCAAGGAGUCCAAGGUUUUCCACGUAAGCCCUAGUGCUAGCCCCACGUCGCCGCCCAGCCCGAUCAACGACACCAUGGACAAAGCGCCUAUAAUUACCGACGAGAACUUCCAAGACACGGAGGCUGAGAAGGCAAUAAUGGGCUCCAUCGUAUACUGCAUACAUCACAAGGACGGCUGCAAAUGGUCGGACGAGCUGAGGAAGUUGAAGGCGCACCUGAACACGUGUAAACACGAUGCAGUUCCUUGCGGCAAUAAAUGCGGAGCGAUGAUUCCUCGCGUACUAAUGGAGGAUCAUCUGAAGUAUACCUGCGCCCAGCGCAGAGCCCGUUGCGACUUUUGUGCCAAAGAAUUUACCGGACACACUUUAGAGAAACACACGGGGACUUGCGGUUACGAGCCUCUUUAUUGCGAAAACAAGUGUGGCAUGAAGGUGCAGAGGCGACACCUCGGCCAACAUAAACUGGGAGAGUGCGCCAAGAGACUAGUCGCCUGUCGUUACUGUAACAAAGAAUUCGUUUUCGAUACGCUUGGCGCUCACCACGCGAAAUGCGGUCGAUUCCCAGUUGCAUGUCCUCAUCGUUGCGAAACCGCGGUGCUGCCCCGCGAGGAUCUCGAGGUUCAUCUGAAGGAUCAUUGCACCACGCAUCUACUUUCCUGUACGUUCAAGGACGCCGGUUGCCGCUUCAAGGGUAAUAGGUUCUCGCUGGAUAAGCAUCUGGAAGAAUCCGCAAAGAUGCAUUUAAGUCUCAUGUGUAGCCUGGUGACAAAGCAGCAACAUCAAAUAACCAGCUUAAAAUCGGCGAUUAGCAAGUUAUCGUUAAAUUACACGGGCACACUUAUAUGGAAAAUUACAGAUUAUGCUGCCAAAAUGUCUGAAGCAAAAGCAAAGGAAGGAAUGGAGCUCAUCAGUCCACCUUUUUAUACUAGUCAAUAUGGAUAUAAAUUACAGGCUUCCAUUUUCUUAAACGGAAAUGGGACUGGGGAAGGCAGUCACAUUUCGAUAUACAUAAAAAUCCUACCCGGUGAAUAUGAUGCGCUUCUGCGAUGGCCAUUCUCGCACAGUGUGUCGUUCACGAUGUUCGAUCAGACAGUUAUCGCGGAAAAGGCCUGCAACAUCGUGGAGAGCUUCAUACCAGACCCAACCUGGAAGAACUUUCAGCGACCAAGUCGCGAGCCUGACUCUCUCGGUUUCGGCUUUCCGAGAUUCGUCUCCCACGAGAUGGUGAAGAAACGACAUUUCGUCAAAGAUGAUACAAUGUUUAUUCGAGUUAAAGUGGAUCCUAGUAAAAUUGUAGCGGUCUAA